AUGUCUCAAAGAAAACUUCAACAAGAUAUCGAUAAAUUACUUAAAAAGGUAAGAGAAGGUUUAGAAGAUUUUGAAAUCAUUUAUGAAAAAUUUCAAUCCACUGAACCAUCAAAUUCAUCAUAUAGAGAAAAAUUAGAAGCUGAUUUAAAAAGAGAAAUUAAAAAAUUACAAAAACAUAGAGAACAAAUUAAAACUUGGCUAAGUAAAGACGAUGUUAAAGAUAAAACUUCCAUCCUAAUGGAAAAUAGAAGAUUGAUAGAAAAUGGUAUGGAAAGGUUCAAAGCUGUAGAAAAAUUAAUGAAAACGAAACAAUUCUCUAAAGAAGCUUUAACAAAUCCGGAUAUUAUUACUGAUCCAAAAGAAUUGAAAAAAAGAGAUCGAUUAAAUUUUAUUGAAGAAUGUUUAGAGGAAUUGCAAAAACAAUUGGAAUCUCACGAAGCUCAAGAUGAUCAAGAACAAGUGGAAAGACAUGAAUUCCAUAUAUCUAAUUUGGAAAAUAUUUUGAAAUUGGUUCAAAAUGGUGAUAUGGAACCAGAAACUGUUGAUGAAUAUGAAGAAGAUAUUAAAUAUUAUGUGGAAAAUAAUGAAGAUCCAGAUUUUGUAGAAUAUGAUACAAUAUACGAGGAUAUGGGUUGUGAAGUGGAUCCUGAUGCUUCCACAAGUAUUAUCAAUAAUGCUACUACGUCAGCUGUACCUGAAAAACAAGACCGUACACCGAAAAAAGUACAACCAAUAAAACGUGUUUUGAAAAGUACACCAAAUGUGAUGCUUCCAUCACCUACUGUUUCUACUCCAGUAUCUGCAUCUCCAUCUCCUGCACCAUCUUCCCUUUCAAACAAAAAGCAAACAGCGGAAUCGGAUAACACGUUUACCAAAGAUACCAAAGAUACUAAAGAUACCAAAGAGACCAGUUCUGAAGUAACAAAGACUAUCGAUGCUAAUACUGCUAAUGUUGAAGAAAUGAAAAAAACCACUGAUACAGAAGAUAUCGAUGGAAGACUGAAAUUAAAAUAUCCACCUGACAGAACGGAAGAAAUUGAAGAAAUUAUUAAGCAUGAUGUGGAAAACAAUAAAGCAUUCCAAAAUCCUCUAUUUAAAAAUGAAUUGGAAUUUUGGAUAAAUACAAAGAAACAAUUAUUACAACCAUAUAAGGAAAUGCCCAAUAAAAUGGUUUCGCAAUUGGAAUCCUCCCUAUUAAAUUGUCCUGACUCAUUGGACGCUGAUUCACCAUAUCUCUAUCAAAUUCCAUUAUCAUUACCCCAUCCAACCUCCAUUUUCUUCCCGAAUGAACCUAUUAGAUUUGUGUAUCCAUUCGAUAUAAAUACUCCUGUAGAAAAUAACAUUAACAACAAUGAUAAUAGUGCCAAUGCAAUAAGCGAUACAGAAAAUUUGAACAAAAAGCAUUAUGAAGAUAUGUAUUCAAGAACAUCUUUAGCAAAAAUAUAUACUAAAUUUGAUCUCGAUACAUUAUUUUUCAUUUUCUAUCAUUACCAAGGAACUUAUGAUCAAUUUUUAGCAUCAAGAGAAUUAUCCAAAAAUAGAGAUUGGAAAUACAACAAGGUAGAUUAUUGUUGGUAUUAUAAAGAAAUUGAAAAACUACCACCAGGAGCUAAUUAUAACAAAGAUGAAGAAGAAUCAUGGAGAUAUUUCGAUUAUAAGAAAAGUUGGCUAUCAAGACGUUGCGGUAAUGAUUUUGUAUAUAAAGAAGAAGAUUUCGAAAAACUAUAG
Messenger RNA from Naumovozyma dairenensis CBS 421, 1728 nucleotides. It is a transcript of the gene NOT5, whose product is annotated as CCR4-NOT core subunit NOT5. Gene Ontology annotation, cellular component: CCR4-NOT core complex; nucleus; P-body. The transcript has a single exon. The record is from RefSeq and is a predicted model, not a curated record. Lineage: Eukaryota; Fungi; Ascomycota; Saccharomycetes; Saccharomycetales; Saccharomycetaceae. Gene Ontology annotation, biological process: nuclear-transcribed mRNA poly(A) tail shortening; regulation of DNA-templated transcription. Bases 1 to 1728 code for a protein of 575 amino acids.